Molecule: messenger RNA, 875 nt
Organism: Ananas comosus (pineapple)
Lineage: Eukaryota; Viridiplantae; Streptophyta; Magnoliopsida; Poales; Bromeliaceae
Product: pathogen-related protein
Exons: 3
Coding region: 42-785 (247 amino acids)
Source: RefSeq, a predicted model, not a curated record
CACACGUUACAGGUAAAUUAGAGUUGCGUGGGUUUGUUUCAAUGGAGGGAAGUGUAGGAGACAAGUAUAGAUCUCACCUAGUGGGAGAGGGAGAGAGGAACACGCGGUGGAGGCACGGAUCUCCUCCUACCUACGAACUCGUUAACCUUCUCUUCGAGCAAGAACGAACCAAGGAAUGGCCCAAAGGGUCGUUAGAGGAAACGGUGCAAAACGCUAUAAAAACCUGGGAGAUGGAGCUGUCCCACAAGACCCGACUCCAGGACUUCAAAUCCAUCAAUCCGAACAGUUUCCGGCUCUCCGUCAACGGCGCAAAGCCACUGACGGGCGAGGAGACGCUGGCGGUCGGCAGCUACAACGCGCUGCUCCGGAGCGCGCUGCCGGAGGAGCUGCGGUGCUACAAAGCGGACGCCGAGACGUUCGAGUCGUCGCACGAGCUGUUCCGGACGGCGUUCCCCCGCGGGUUCGCGUGGGAGGUCACGCGGGUGUACGCCGGCCCGCCGACGGUGGUGUGCAAGUUCCGGCAUUGGGGAUACAUGGAAGGGCCGUUUAAAGGCCAUGCGCCCACCGGCGAGAUGGUGCAGUUUCAUGGCGUGGCCGUUCUUAAGGUGGACGAGGAACUGAGGGUGGAAGAGGUGGAGAUCUAUUAUGACCCAGGGGAGUUCUUAGCAGGGCUUAUUAAGGGGCCACUCCUCUCCUCUACUGGUGAAGUGGAAUCACAUGCAACAUCUACUGUUACUGCCACAAAUCCAACUCAGAACACAUGCCCUUUUACCAGGUCAGAGUAGUGAACACAUUAUUAUAGUUAUGGUCAAAAUAAACAGGAGAGAAUAAAUGUGACAGCAAAUAAAGAUGUUGUAUUUGAUGUUUGUGCUGUU